UGUUGACACCGUCUCCUAGCAACGGGAUGAUGGCGCAGCCCGGCGAGGACCGCAGCGGGCCUGAGAUGGAAGCUGGAUCAAUUUCUGAGGAAGAAGAGCCGCGGGCCGAAGAUGGAGGGUUGGAGAGAAAAGGUGUCAAAAAGGAAAAGGAAGAAGCCGAUUCUAGGGAAGCAUCAGGAGAGGAGUCCAAUCUAGUGCAAUUCCCAGGACAGGAAGUCGAUUCAACGCAACCACAAGGAGAGGAAGCCAGUCCAACACAGAUACCAGGAGAGGAAGUCGAGGAAGCUGGUCCAACACAACAAGUGGGAGAGGAAGUCGAUUCAACACAACCACCGGGAGAGGAAGUUGAUUCAACACAACCACCGGGAGAGGAAGUCGAUUCAACACAACCAGCGGGAGAGGAAGUCGAUUCAACACAACCAGCGGGAGAGGAAGUCGACUCAACACAACCGCCGGGAGAGGAAGUCGACUCAACAAAACCACCGGGAGAGGAAGCCGAUCUAACACAACCAGAGGGGGAAGCAUCUGCCCUUCCUCAGCCCCGCGAUGCAGCUGCAGUUGACCCACUUGAGGUGGAUGUUUCCAGAACCACCAGUCCUUCACCUGGUUCGGGAAUCUCAGACGCACGUGACUCUUUUUCUCAGAAGCCAACUGACCUGGAACAGUGUGAAUGGACAGGGAGGAGUGUCCAACUAUCGUCCGGAAUGAGCAGCGAGAGAUCUCUGUCUGCACUCAGGGCAAAUAUCCUGGAACAGAUAGGUGACACCAGUGAAAUCAGGUCACCGAGCUUCUUGGAGGCCUUGAACCAGCUCAUGAAAGACGAGAGAGAUUACAAGGAGGAGGAGCCGAGCUUGGAGGAGAAUGAGGAGGAGGAGAAGGAGGAGGAAGAAGCCCAGCUGGUGGUGUUGGAUCCAGACCAUCCGCUGAUGACCAGAUUCCAAGCCGCUCUGAGAGACUACCUCACGCGGCAGAUAGACCGGCUGCAGGUGGAGCUCCGAGAACUGACGGUGGCCACGAGGCAAGAGAGAGAGCGGCGGGAAGAGCUGGGCAUGAGCCUGUACGGGAUCCAGCAGCAACUGGCCCGCCUCCAGAAGGAUCUGGACAAACAUCGGGACCGCUUCGCCGCCGUGGCCUCGGACCGGAGGCGGGCGGAGGAGAGGCUCGGGGAAGUGCGGCUCCUCUACGACCAGACCACGGCCAGGGUCGGCGAGGAGCACAAGAGAGUUUCCGCCCUGCAGACGGAGUUGGAGAACCUGUCCCUGCGUCUGUUCUACCUGCAGAACAUGGACCAGGACAUCCGCGAUGACAUCUCCGUCAUGAGGCGGGUGGCCAAGAAGUCCGAGACGGACCAAGCGCGGGCCCAAGUGGAGAAGAAGAAACAGGAUCUGUACGUGGACCAGCUGACCAGACAGGCCAACCAACUGGAAGAACAGAUCGCCCUGUACGAAGCUCAGUACAUCGCUCAGGCUGAGGAUACAAGAGUCAUAAGACUGGCGGUGGCGGAGGCCAGUUUCGAAAUAGAAACGAUCAACCUGGAGAAGAAGCAGCUUAUGAAUCAGUGGUCCAGCAGCCUGGUGGGCAUGAAACGCCGAGAUGAGGCCUUCACUGCCGUCCGGGAAGCGCUGAGGUUAUCUCGGCGCCAGGCCAAGUCCGUGGACGCCGAAAUCGAAGGCUUCAAGAAAUCCAUCAUGAAGGAGGAGGAGAGGAACGAGCUCCUGGCGAGGAUCUUGAACCGCUCGGAGACGGACGCGGCCAUGAGCCAGAAGUUAAUAGCGCAGUGCCUCGCCAAACAACAGGUCUUGAAGAACGAAUUCUCCACCUUCAGCCACAUUCUACACGACACCGAAGGACUCCUCAGCCACACCUGCUCGGAUCGCAACGCCUGCACGAGCGACCUCCUGACCCUCCAGCAAAGCAUGGAGAAGGAGGUGGGCGCCAAGAAGGACAUGGAGAACGUCAUCGUGGAGAAACUGCAGGAUCAAAUGACGUCCAGCAAGAUGGCCAAGUAUUUCGUCCAACUGAAUUCCAAACUCCAGAAGAAGAAGACGGAUCUGGUGACGCACCUGUCCAAAAUCGGAGGGGACAUCGCCCAGGCCACUCUGGGGACCACCCAGACCUGUGGCCGAGUGGCCACGCUGAGGAAGAGCCUGAUGGAGGUGGAGAAGGAAACGAAGAGGGUGAACGACCUCAUCACCAACAGCGAAAACGAAAUCUCCAGGCGCAACCUCCUCAUCGCGCGCAAGCAGGGCAUCAUCAACCUGUACAACAAGAAAGUGGAAGCCAUCAUCUCCCAGCUGGGGGGGGAAGAGCUGGGGCCCCUGGAAAUCGAGAUCAGAAGGCUGACGAAACAAAUGGAAGAGUACAGCUCCGAGGUCGUGGCCCUGCAGAUGUCCUGGCUCCGGCUGCAGAACGAACUGGUCAAGGUGACCCGGGAGCGGGAGGACCAGCUGGGCGUCGUGGACCUGUUCAAAAAACAGAUCACCAUCCUGGAGCAAAAGAAACUGCGCACGGAGAAAAAGAUCGACCAGGAGAAGGCCGAGCGGAAAGACAUAGAGCAUCACACGAGGUCCCUGUGCACCGCCAUGAAGAAGCUGAACCUGCUCAUCUGCCAGAACAGCAGCAGCUCAGAGGAGCUCCAGCAGGGCAACACCAUAACGGAGAACGAGUUUGUGCGAUCGCUCAAGGUUUCUGAGAGAGAAGCGCUUGAAAUGCAAGAGAAGCUGGGCCAACGUCAAGAAGAAAAGGAGCAGCUGCUCAAUAACCUGGUGGAAGUCGAACAACAGAUUAUGCUGUGGGAGAAGAAAAUCCAGCUGGCCAAGGAGAUGCGGGCAAUGGUGGAUUCGGACACAGGCCAGGGAGAGAUCCGGGCCAUGAAGACUGAGAUCCAUCGGAUGCAGGUGCGGCACGCCCAGCUGAUGAAGAAGCAGGAGAAGAUGAUCCGCGACACGGAAGUGGCCGUCUCACUCCGAGAAACCAUCUUGAUCCGGGCCGAAAGCCAGAAGAAAAUCAACAAGAAGCAACUCACGCGGAGCGACUUUCACCACAAACAGAUGGAGCUGAGGAGGAAAAUCAAGGAGACGCAGAAGAACGCCGAGGAAUGCAACCGGACCCUCGUGGAGCUGGAGAAGGCCCAGGAGUCCCUGAAGGGCAUCAUCCUGGCCGGGCAACAAGAGCUGUCCAGCCUGCAGGCCGACAGUGACAUCCUCGAAGCUGACAUCGACGGUUUCCUCGACCAGAAACGGCAGAACCUCUCCGAAAUCGUCACCCUACAGCGCCGGCAGAAAUGGUUCCAGGCGGCGAAGGAAGGGCGGUACUUAUUUCGGUUCCGGACCGAGCAAGUCAUCCAGGCCGAGAAGCAGAGGCUUCUGGGCCGCAUCAGCUGCAUCAGCAGCAUCGUCGACCACCUGAAACAAGAAUAUCCCCAGUACCAAGGGGCCAUGCUGCGAGUCAGCGCUGUGCUGGAAAAACAGCUCUGGACACCUGGGUCCCGUUAGCACGCGGACCCAGACGGGCGGGAGGAAUCACCCCCGACGACCCGGCCUCCGCUUCCAAACGUCAAAACGGAACGACGACGGCUUCGAAGAGAAAUAAGCACCGUUAUUUCCCCCCUCACGGUGAACCCGGCGGGAUUUUUCAAAACCGAACGAUAAAUCAGGUCGCCGUUUGGCCCGGCCGUUCCCGUUGCUUGUAGGUGGAAGCCGGGAAGCGCCUAUUUUUCCGUCCUCCCCGCCGGGGGCGAGAAGAAAUCGCCGGUGGACAAAGUAAACUAAAUCAGCCCGGUUUGGGUAGAUGGUGAGAGGGACCAUUUCGACCCUCUUUCCUCUCCCACUUUCCAAAUUCUGAGGGAUAGAAGGGGUGGGGGAAGGAAUUUCUGGCCUUGUGAGCCAUGGAAUUGAAAUAACUAGAAAGAGGAGAUUUAAUCUGGGAGUUGAUCGCGUCCUUGUGUUUCACAGACCUCCCCGCUGUCCUUACCCCGUUGUGUGGCGACCCAAAAUAGACCAAAAUCCUCUUCUGAAAAAUGUCGAGAGCUCAUCCUCCUACACCCAACCGGAGCACGGCAGUGGUCCCUUCACGGGCCGAUGAGGAAUGAGAUUCCUGCCGCCCGAAACCGCUUUCUCCUAGGGCUCAAAGCCUUCCCUUCCCUGAAAAAAAAACACCGUGGCCCAUCAUCCAUUUUCAAACCGCCGAGUGAAAUGUUAAUUAAGUAUUUCAGCAGAUGUUCUGAAAUGUGAUCAUUAAAAAAAAGACAGGUGUGCAUAUUUCCGUCAUCCCCCACUCACCAAAAGCUACAAUCCCCUUCUCUCCAGCUCACAACUCGGGUGAAGACUCCCCCGUUGUCAUUCCCAGCAUGAAGAGCGAAAGGAGAUAUUUUACUCUUGGUUUUUUUGAGCGGGAGGAAAAAAAAGGAAUAAUAAAAAGGCCAAGAACCA
Messenger RNA from Ornithorhynchus anatinus (platypus), 4430 nucleotides. RefSeq names its product coiled-coil domain containing 40 (gene CCDC40). Gene Ontology annotation, biological process: epithelial cilium movement involved in determination of left/right asymmetry; heart looping; axoneme assembly. Bases 27 to 3494 code for a protein of 1155 amino acids. The transcript is spliced from 20 exons. The record is from RefSeq and is a predicted model, not a curated record. Gene Ontology annotation, cellular component: cilium; cytoplasm. Lineage: Eukaryota; Metazoa; Chordata; Mammalia; Monotremata; Ornithorhynchidae.